GUUCGGCGCUCUCGCGAGAGCGGCGGGGCCCGGUGCUGCAGCCAUGUCUACCGCUAUGAACUUCAGCGCCAAGAGCUUCAAGCCGCGGCCGCCGGACAAGGGCGCCUUCCCGCUGGAUCACUUCGGGGAGUGCAGCGCCUUCAAGGAGCGCUUCAUGCAGUGCCUCCGCGACAGCGGCUUCGAGAGCGGCGCGUGCCGGGAGCGCGCCAUGGCCUACCUGCAGUGCCGCAUGGACAGGCAGCUCAUGGCUAACGAACCUCUGGAAAAGCUGGGAUUUAAAGACCUGAUGGAUGAGAAGUCGGAAGCAGAACCUGGGAAGCUGUGAUGAGGAAAGACGGCUGUACCCCUCCCAGCCGUACCUCACCGCUCACAUGCAGGAGGCGUAACUCCUGUGGAGUGCACGUUGUACUCGUAUUGCGAUAGGAAGCGCUUUGUGAAGGAGCCUUUUCUUCCAAAAUGUUCUUUCCUAAAAUAAGACUGUUAAAGUGAACCAAAGCACUGCCUUUGUUUGCUUUCCUGGGGUGUUUCUUAGCUUCUUUCCUUUAGAUUCUCCAGCCUGCUCUUAAGGGUCGCUGGUACUGCUUCACCUGGCAGAAAGCAGUGGUUGCCUGAAGUGCUCUCCGUGUCUGCGGGGGCAGUAAACUCUUGCUUUAAAAAAGCAACAACAACGCAGCAGCCCUCCACCUCUGUUGUACACCUGGUGAACAAUAGGCUACUGUUACGUGGGCAUUACUGAUGUGCUUACAGCAGGCACUUUUCAGGUGGAAAUAAAGCUGUUGUGGUACUUGCAAAUUUCUCUUUAUUAAAUGCUGUUGUUAAUUUCCUUCUCUGGGAUGAUCUCCUUCGUUCCAGGCUGCGGUUCCAGCAUCACCUGUAGUUAUUCUGCUUUUGUUUAGCAUGCCAACGUUUGACCUUUAUUUCAUCAUUUAACCAGAAGUCUUUCAUUACAGUUGUCUUCGUUUCUCCACUUGGUGCUGCCAUGUUGUUUUUCACAUCCUUAUGGUGAAACUGGGGGAAAGAUGGCCAUGGUAUUUAUUUGUCUUUGAAGUAAAUGUGAAUUAUUUAUAUAAACAUGUCUGGACUUUUCUUUUAAAAGCAUGUUUUUAGGGAUGCACACGCUUAGCUGGUGCUGUUCUCUUACGCUUCCUUCUUUAUUUAGUCUCCUCUGUGUGGUACAUCCAGCCAUUCCUGUUUCUGUUUUCAGAGGGAUCCAGGACAGAGUAAAAUAAUACUCUCUGCCUUUCAUGUUGGUGGAUGGAAACGAGGGUUACAUUGUUGCUCAGGUCUGAUCUGAUGGAGGGAGUGCGGAUGGUUCAGAACAGAUCUGUAUUUGAAAAGAGUAUUCGGUUUUCUUGCUGCUGUGUUUUUAGUCUGCUUCAUUCCACUGCUUAAACUCUGUCUUUUGAUGAGAUUAAUACAUUGACAGAAAAGAAAGCAGAGGUUCUAUUGCUGAAACAGAUGUUAAAAGACUUCAUAUUAAGUUGCUGAACAAAAGCUUUCUUUUAGUGAUGCUGAAUAAAAAUUAAAGUAA
This is a messenger RNA of Gallus gallus (chicken), 1531 nucleotides long. RefSeq names its product COX19, cytochrome c oxidase assembly factor (gene COX19). The coding region runs from base 44 to 325 and encodes 93 amino acids. Gene Ontology annotation, biological process: mitochondrial respiratory chain complex IV assembly. The transcript is spliced from 3 exons. The record is from RefSeq and is marked validated. Lineage: Eukaryota; Metazoa; Chordata; Aves; Galliformes; Phasianidae. Gene Ontology annotation, cellular component: mitochondrial intermembrane space.